AUGGCCUCUGCAGGACCAGAAUGUGCUAAUCUGGGUCCCAAACAGGAGAAGAGCAUUGGGCUUGGGUCAGGCACCCUUCUGACAAGGAGGGCUCAGCCACACCGGGCCUGGCACCUCAUUCAGCAGCAGGCAAAACCCAUCUGGAAUUUAGAGAAGAAGUAUGUGAGCGCUUUCCAGGAUCGUGGCCUGCUGCCCUCAGGGAUUCCUCUGCAGCAAUCCUGCGUCUUGUGCUCACCAUCACUAUGCCACGCACACCCCGGUGAAGACGCCUUCCCGAGCCUGCCCUUGGCCCAGCCCUGCCUGGACCUGGGUGGGAGCACUCUGCUCUACCGACGCUCCUGCUUCAGACCCAAGCCCUACAGGUUUCCUUUCCGAAGCCCUUCAGACACCAGCUCUGCCACAGGAAGGGUUAUGUCUUCCUUGCUGAUGGAGCCCUGCCUGCUGCCUGCGCUGCCGGAGGAGCACUCUGGGACUGGGGUCAAAGGCUCUGCCCUUAGCUCAGGUCGGCAGGCUUCCAGCUCUUGUAGACCAGUGCUCAAUAACAACUCCUUCCUACAGUCAAGCAGUGCUAAAGUGCCUUUGCUGCAGUCACUGGAGAUCAAGAAGGUAAAAAACACCCACAGCUUCCCUGCCACCUCAUGGCCCUGCUCCAGGGAUGAUGGGAACCGCUCCCCCAGCAGUCUGGUCAAUGGAGCAGUGAAAAGCAGCGACCUUGUGUUGGAGCAAACCACGGUCCCCUCCCUGACCCUUGUGCCCAGCGGUGCCAUCCUCAGGAAGGACCGGUGCUCGCAGGAGGAUGCUGAGAGGAGAGCGCACAGCUUAAAAGCAAAGGAGCCAGAGAGCAGCCUCAGAGAUGCUGUGCAGCAGCUAGCCGGACAGACUGCUACAUGCAACGGCUUUGGACAUGAAGUUGAAAGCUCUGGCCUUACGAACGUGGGCAGCCUGUCCAACUGGAACAGCAGGUGGGGGCAGCACAUCAUAGCACAGCUCACCCCAAAAGAAACCAUUGCUCCCCUGAACUUGGAACUGGGUAGCCAUCGCCUUAACGGUAACUCAAGCCUUAUAGGCACCGAUGGUGCCGUCGUCUGCACUAAGUGUAUCAGUGUCCAUCUCUUGGCCUCACGUGCUGGCUCUCCUGACUGCAAAGCUGACUGCCAGCUUGUGAGCAUGCUGAGUCCACACAGCAGGGACCGGGUGGCGAGAGCAGAGCCUCCGCACCUUGCUGCCGUCUCUGAAGUGGCCACUCAGAUAUCCACCAUCCAACUGGAGAAAGAGGAGAAAUGGUCCCAGGCUGUUCUCCCAGAAAAACUUGAUGUUACUGCUGAGCAGUUACCGCUGGAGCCGAGCCAUCCCCAGGACGAAGCGGAGGAAGAACUUCCUGAUGGCCUGGAUGAGAGCUGCAGUCAGGAGGAGGACGAGGACAGUGACUUGGAUGCUUCCUCUGUUGCUGGUGUGUCGUCCAGUGGCUCCGUGGCUCUUGUAUCCAGGAACUGCAUUGAGUGCCUGGCCCAGCCCACUGAGGCUCAGGAAAAAGUGCUCAAACCAGCUCUUGUCUGCAGUUUAUUCCCUAAUGUGCCUCCAACCAUCUACUUCAGUACUCGGGAUGAGAGAGUGGAAAAGCUGCCUUGGGAGCAGAGGAAGCUGCUGCGAUGGAAAAUGUGCACAGUCACACCGAACAUAGUGAAGCAAACCGUUGGCAGGUCCCAUUUCAGAGUCAGCAAAAAAAGCAAUGACUGGCUGGGCUGUUGGGGUCACCACAUGAAAUCACCCAGCUUCAGAGCUAUCAGGGAGCACCAGAAGCUAAACCACUUCCCCGGUUCAUUUCAAAUUGGGAGAAAGGACCGUCUGUGGCGCAACCUGUUGAAGAUGCAGGCUCGCUGUGGGAAAAAGGAGUUUAACUUUUUCCCCCAGUCCUUCAUCCUGCCCCAGGACAUCAAAUUACUCAGGAAAGCAUGGGAGGAAGGAGCUAGCCGCCAGAAAUGGAUUGUGAAACCACCAGCAUCAGCAAGAGGCAUUGGAAUCCAGGUCAUCCACAAAUGGAGCCAGCUCCCCAAAAGGAGACCACUGCUGGUACAGAGAUACCUGCACAAACCCUACCUCAUUGGCGGGAAGAAGUUCGACCUGAGGAUCUACGUUUAUGUCACUUGCUACGAUCCCCUCAGGGUCUACCUGUUCAAGGAUGGAUUGGUUCGGUUUGCUAGCUGCAAGUACUCCUCCUCGAUGAAGAGCCUCAGCAACAAGUUCGUGCACUUGACCAACUACAGUGUGAACAAGAAGAACACGGAGUACAAGUCCAACUCGGAUGAGACCGCUUGUCAGGGACACAAAUGGGCACUCAAAGCACUCUGGAGUUACCUGACGCAGAAGGGAGUUAAUAGCGAGGCCAUCUGGGAGAAGAUUAAGGACAUCGUUAUCAAAACCAUCAUUGCAUCUGACCCCUACGUGAACAGCCUGAUGAAGAUGUACGUGCGGCGGCCGUACUGUUGCCAUGAGCUGUUUGGGUUUGAUAUCAUGCUGGAUGAAAACCUCAAGCCCUGGAUCUUAGAGGUCAACAUUUCCCCAAGCCUCCACUCCAAUUCCCCGCUGGACGUGAGCAUCAAGGGCCAGAUGAUCCGGGACCUCCUCAACCUUGCCGGCUUUGUUCUGCCCAGCACGGACAACAUGGUCUCAAGGCCGCAGAUGAGAAGUGGCUCUAGCUGCAGUUUGGGCAGUGCAUUGAAGGAGAAGCCCAAGCCAGCAUCUGAGCAUUUCAUAGCGGAGAAGAUGAAGAAGGCCUAUUACUUGACACAGAAGAUACCUGACCAGGAUUUUUAUUCUUCUGUCUUGGACAUCCUGACCCCAGAUGAUGUUCGCAUCCUGGUGGAGACAGAGGAUGAGUAUUCCCGGCGUGGGCAGUUUGAGCGAGUAUUCCCCACCCACAUCUCCAUGCGGUACCUGCGCUUCUUUGAGCAACCUCGUUACUUCAACAUCCUGGUGACCCAAUGGGAGCUCAAAUACUACUUGAAUAAACACAAAGGUCUGGAGCUACUGAAGAACUGGUGUGUCAAAGGGUACCACACUGGGGCAGGGACGGAUUUGGCCCAGACGUGGUCAUUGCCAAAGUCUUUCUUCCUCCAGAAGAGCAGCGUUCAACCAAAUGGCUUCAGCAAACUGGAACUGGGCAGACUGGGCACACUCCUCCCUUCAGCUGGUGAGGACCUCACAAGAUGCCUGGAGCCCAGCUCUACCCAGAGCUUACCUCUCAACAAGUGCACUGGUGGAGCCAACCAGAAACCUGCUGGCUGCUUCUCGGACACCACCCUGGUGAUGUGA
This is a messenger RNA of Balearica regulorum gibbericeps (East African grey crowned-crane), 3312 nucleotides long. NCBI's taxonomy places the organism in Eukaryota, Metazoa, Chordata, Aves, Gruiformes, Gruidae. The record is from RefSeq and is a predicted model, not a curated record.